Messenger RNA from Linum tenue, 1551 nucleotides. NCBI's taxonomy places the organism in Eukaryota, Viridiplantae, Streptophyta, Magnoliopsida, Malpighiales, Linaceae. The record is from the annotation of a GenBank genome assembly.
AUGAUUCUGAAUAGUGAUACAAAGGAGGAGAAUUCAUUACUAAUGCUAGAGUUGAUUGAUGAUAUCCAAAGAUCAGGCUUGACCCACCGAUUUGAGACCGAUAUACAAAAAGCUCUUGAGAAGAUUGUGUGUUUCGAUAAAUGUUACACAAUGAAAAAUAAUUCUCUCCACGAGGUCGGUCUUCACUUCAGGCUUCUUAGACAAAAUGAUUGUGUUGUUUCACAAGAUGUGUUCAAGAAAUUUGUGAGUGACAAAGGUGAAAUCAUCAUAAAAGGAUGCUGCAACGGGCAUGAGGAUUUGAAAGAUAUUUUAAGUUUGUAUGAAGCAUCACAUCUUGCCUAUGAAGGUGAAGACAUAUUGGAUAAGGCUAAGACACAUACAACUAAAUACCUCAAAAACAUCUUGUUGGAAAUGGACUCUAGUGAUAAUUAUGAAUUCAUGAAAGAACUUAUUCGACACUCUCUAGAGAUUCCACUACAUAGGAGAAUGGUUAUGUUAGAAGCAAGAUGGUAUAUUGAAUCAUGCAAGAAGAAGGAAGGAACGAACAUGACCUUGCUUGAACUAGCCAAGUUAGAGUUCAACAUGGCGCAGUCAGUACUCCAACAAGAUCUGAAGAGCGUAUCAUGGUGGUGGAACAAUCUGGGGUUAGCAAAAGAGCUGAGUUUCAGUAGAGACAGAUUGGUGGAAUGCUUUUUCGUGGCAGUUUCACUAAUGUACGAGCCCCAAUUCAGCUCAUAUCGUCAGGGUUUAACAAAAGUUGCCUCAUUCAUUACUACAAUUGAUGAUAUUUAUGACAUUUAUGGCACAAUGAGUGAGCUAGAGCUAUUUACCGAUGCAGUAGAGAGGUGGGACAUUGAUGUUGUUCAGAGCUUACCGAACUACAUGAAAAUAUGCUUCUUAGCGUUGUAUAAUACCAUUAAUGAAAUGGCUUAUGGAUUUCUCCGAAAACAUGAGCAUAACAUUAUCCCCAACCUGGCCAAAUUGUGGGCUGAUAUGUUGAAGGCAUUCUUGAAAGAAGCAAAGUGGAGCCAUAAGGAGAUUGACCCACCAACAUUCUCUGAAUAUUUGGAAAAUGCAUGGAGAUCUGUAUCAGGAACGGUCAUUCUUGUACAUACUUACUAUCUUCUAGAUGGUGAUUCCACGAAAAAGACAUUGUUGCAGUUAAUGACCUAUGAUAAAAUUCUUCGAUGGCCAUCUAUCAUUUUUCGCCUUUGCAACGAUCUGGCAACCUCCUCGGAGGAAAUAGCGAGAGGUGGAACGGUGAACUCCAUCUCCUGCUACAUGAAUGACAAUGGAGUUAACGAGGAGCAAGCUAGGCAACACAUAAAGGUUUUGAUCGAUGGAGCGUGGAAGAAGAUGAACCAAGAGCUGUUUUUUAUCACAAAGGAUACAAUCGGUUCAAAUGCGUUCAUGAAAUCUUUUCUACAAUCAACGAUCAAUUUAGCAAGGAUGGCUCAUUGCAUUUAUCAUAGAGGAGAUAGCCACAGCUCUCCAGAUCCAAAGUCAAAGAAGGAAGUCCUGACCCUCAUAGUUGAGCCCAUCACAGAUUAA